ACUUGAUAUCGUUGCAUGUGCCUACAUGCAGUAUUAUUAUGUAGGUAGAGGUAGGUAGAGAGGGUAAGGUACCUAAGGUAUGAUGAAGAGAGCGAGAAGUCAGAGGGAGACGCGGGAUCGACAAGUACCUUAUCUGCUCAUAGGUACCUGCCUACCUCCCUUAGUACUACUAAGAUUAGCCUACAAAUCGCAUCAACACUAAAGCAUAACGCAAUCGAGGGUGAAUAAGGAGAAUAUCACGAACGGGAUGGAAAGAAACAGAAAAGAAGAAAAUGGAACGAAAGAGCGGAGGAGAUGGGGAGAAAAUUUUUUCUUCCUUUUCUUAUUUUCCCCCUGGUUCCAUCGAAAAAUCCCCCCCUUUUCCCUGGUACUACGCAUCCCCAUAUUGGGCAAGUUCUCUUCCAUUCAUUCACCUGGCUCCAAGCAACAGAGCUAAGGCGCCACACACCACAGGUCAGUCGUAAAUCACGGUUGAGACAAUGUGGUCAUGGCACGGUCGUUAUAGGGUGCUCCCCAAGCCCACGGGCGCCCAGCGCCGCUUUCGGCGUGGUGAGAGACGCUGCUCGCUAGAUCAGUAGUCCGCAAAGGCACACACAGGCAACCACCACUUAGAAGGCAAGAAGGGGGACUGGGUUAAAAAUAAACAUCAGGCCAGAAAAUCGAGACAAAGAGAGUGAAAAUAAGAAAUAAAAAAUUCUGCUAAGGAGUCAUA
Molecule: messenger RNA, 712 nt
Organism: Durotheca rogersii
Lineage: Eukaryota; Fungi; Ascomycota; Sordariomycetes; Xylariales; Xylariaceae
Exons: 1
Coding region: 295-570 (91 amino acids)
Source: RefSeq, a predicted model, not a curated record